Elgaria multicarinata webbii is the source of this 2945-nucleotide messenger RNA. RefSeq names its product CLN6 transmembrane ER protein (gene CLN6). The coding region runs from base 1 to 1866 and encodes 621 amino acids. Gene Ontology annotation, biological process: lysosome organization. The transcript is spliced from 9 exons. The record is from RefSeq and is a predicted model, not a curated record. Lineage: Eukaryota; Metazoa; Chordata; Lepidosauria; Squamata; Anguidae. Gene Ontology annotation, cellular component: membrane; endoplasmic reticulum.
AUGGCUGCCUGCUCCUCCCGGGACCUCCAACGCCCCCCGCCCCCCUGCCCAGCCGGCGCCAGGGCCGAGCCGGGCUCGUCCUCCUCCUCCUCCUCGCCCCCCGCCGUGGCUCCGCAGUGGGAAGGGGCAUGCGGGCCGACCCCCUUGGGGUCGCGGGGGGCGCCGGGGCUUCUCGUCGUCCUGCCGUUCCCCGCCACCACCACGCACGGUUCAGGCAGGCUGGGCCUGACCCACGGGCCAGCCUCCGGAAGCCCCCGGCCCCAUGCUCGCCGGGCGGGCUCGGCGACCCCUCUGCGCCCCUGCCCAGCAGGGGGGCUCGGCCGGGGGUGGGGUGGGGGCGCAGGGGCCUGCCUAGGCCACCGGCCCCGCGAGGCAGGCCGGAGCUCCCGGCGCCUUCCCCAGUCACGGGUACCCGGGGCGGCGCGGGGGGAGGCGGGGGCGGCGGAGAGGAAGGCGCCGCCGGGCGGCAGCCCCCCGCUGCCCGGAAGGCCUUCACGGAGCGCCCCGGGAGGAGGACCGGAGGCCUCUGGGCGUCGCGACGGGUCCCCGGAAGGCUCACGGCGCGCCGCGCUUCGCUGCUGCUGCGGCGCAGGGCAGCGGACGGCGAGCGGCUGCAGGCUACGGGCCGCCGGAGGUGCCCUUCGCAGCCGCCCGGUCAGCUUUCGCGUCGCUCUCCAGCUCCCGCCUUCCCUGAACUCCGGCUCCCGGAAGCGGAAGUUGCCUCGCGUGUCCUCCGCGGAUGGACGUCGCCUUCAGGGAGACCCACCUAUUGUCCUGACUAGUCAUUUGCGAGAGCCAGCUGACACGGGCGGAGCCGAGCCGGAGCAUGGAGAGGCGCGGAAGCGGACGAGGCGCCCGAGCCCCGGGGCGCCCGCAGGAGCCACGCUAGGCCAGUCCGGUGCAGGCGAGGCCGAUCCCGCUGCGCUCAUGCACGGCUCGUCGGUGCGGAGGCGGCAGGCGGCCGCGGGGUCCUCGCCGCCGGGCAGACAUCACGGAGCAGCCCAAGAAGAUGACGCCUGCAAGAAUUCCCGUUUCCAUUUUGACCUGUGGUUUUAUUUCACUCUGCAGAACUGGGUGCUGGACUUUGGCCGCCCCAUCGCCAUGAUUGUGUUUCCACUGGAGUGGUUUCCACUGAAUAAACCGAGUGCUGGAGAUUAUUUUCACAUGGCUUACAAUGUCAUCACACCCUUUAUUCUUCUGAAGCUUAUAGAGCGGUCGCCCAAGACCCUCCCCCGGUCCAUGGUGUACAUCUGCAUCAUCACGUUCGUCAUGGGAGCCAGCAUCCACUUGGUGGGCGAUUCCGUCAAUCACCGGCUGAUCUUCAGCGGUUACCAGCUGCACCUGUCCGUCCGAGAGAACCCCAUCAUUAAAAACCUCAAGCCGGAGACGCUGAUUGAUUCCUUCGAAUUGCUGUACUACUAUGAUGAAUAUCUGGGCCAUUCAAUGUGGUACAUCCCCUUCUUUCUUGUCCUGUGCAUCUAUUUUUCUGGCUGCUUCAUACCCCGUAAAGAAGAACAGCAGAGAAUACCUGUGGCUGCUUUGCUCCUCAUUGGGCCCAGUAGUCUCUAUUACUGGUAUCUCGUCACGGAAGGACAGAUCUUCAUCCUCUUCAUUUUCACGUUCUUUGCCCUGAUGGCCUUGGUGAUGCACCAGAAGCGCAAAGGGCUGCUCAUGGACAGCAACGGACAGUUCCUCUUCUACUCGUUCAUUAUCACGCUGGUGCUGAUUGCCCUGUGGGUCGGCUGGCUCUGGAACGACAAGACCCUCAGGAAGAAAUACCCAGGCAUCAUCUACAUUCCAGAGCCGUGGGCGUUUUACACCCUACACAUGAGUAAUCUGCACUCUGCAAAGGGAGAGAGCAUUUAACAUUGGGACCUUUCGCAGGGUAGGUAGUGGAGGGGGGGGGCAAUUUGGGAACGCGGGGCCUCGGGCUCCGCCUGCUGGCAAUGUCCCCUGUGCAAAGCCCCAUGGAGGGGGGCGGGGUUUGCGCACUGGAUUGUGCCCACAGUAGAGAGGAAGAGGCGGCGUUUCCUUCCCGGAAUCGAUGGUUUACCUUAACAUGAGGACAGCAGCCCGACCCUAUGCAGGUUUACUUGGAAGACGUCCCACUGGGUUCAUUGGUACCUUCUCCCAAAUAAGUCUUCAUUGGGAUCACAGUCUCGGUCUGUAAAAAGGGAGUGCUCGAGUUGUAGGAGAAACAUUCAGGCGUUGACAGGCCCACCGCUGAAGGCAAAAAGCUAGUCUGCUGGAGCUCCAAGCGCCUGAGUGUUCCUCAUGCUUCAAGCCCCCCGUGGCGGCAGAGGUAAGCCUGUCAAGGUUUCUUCAAUGUCUCUUACAAUCUCAGCAGCCCUCUGGUGUCCAGCAGAGGUCCAAGGCUCUGCCUAUCUCCUUGUUUCCCAUUUUCCUCCUUGUAGCUGGCAGAAUAAACUAUGCAAAGCAACGGGGGCGUGCUGGCGCAGGACAACUCCGUCUAGCGGAGCCUGGGGAGGCGCCUGCCGCGUUCGGCUUUCAGCGAGUCCGCUGAGGGCUUUCUGAUCUGCUGCUGCAGAAAACAUCCCUGGGAGUUUCUCUUUUAGCCUAAUAGCUUUAUAUGUGCUCUGAACCUUUUGCAAGAGAGAGGAGCGAGCGUGGAGAACUUGCUGCGGUAUCACUGCGAGUAGAUGAAUUCCCUCCUCCUCCUCCUCUUCCUCCUGGCCCUGUGUGCUUUCUGGCAUGAACAAGUGGCAUUGAGACUGGAAAUGUGUGCACCAGUUGCUGGGGAACAUGGGUGGGAGAGUGCUGCUGCACCAUGUCCUGCUUGUGGGUUCCUGGUCAACAGCUGGUUGGCCACUGUGCGACCAGAGUGCUGCACGAGACGGAGCCUUGGCCUGACGCUGGGAAGGGCCGUCCACGGUUGGGAUUGGCCCUGCACCACCAGUGGGAAGGGCGAGCUUGUGGCUCCUGAG